AUGCCAGAAACCGGUGUUGGAAAGGCAGAUGUUGGAGGUGGUGUUGAAGGUGAUGAAAGGGAAACUCCGCUCAUCCUUCCUCCCUUACGCACUUCAAAUCUUCGAGUGAUCAUGGAUGCUAGUAGAGUCCCAGACCGUGUCAGAGUUGCAGGUGUUAAUAGUGCUGUGGCAACCUCUGCUUUGUCUUCCGGUCACUACAACUUCAGGGAGAAAGACCUCACAUUGCGGUGUUUUCCUACAAACGGCCUGCGCAUUGUUAAAAUGCAAGGUCUGUCAGGCUUGUCUCGCCGAAAUAUCGAACAACAUGCGACACACGCUAUCAUGGACGAUAUCCUUCGCAAAGAGAUUGCGGCGCCAGAUGAAACCCAGAGGUAUUCCAUAGAUGCUACCUUGGUGGUAUGGGGAAACAAGGUGUGGGUUUCCAAUGCCGGUUUGUGUAUCCCUGAGCAAAUGAAUAUUCUUCUUGCAGUUCUUCAAGUGCUUGGUAUCCUCGAUAUCCAACUGCAAAUGCAGACAACGGUAACCCAGUGGAACGUGCCCAAGCAGGAUGCCCAGGACGACAGGCAAGUGAUGGCCACCAUUCAGCGUGCUAUUGGAGAGAUUCUAGACAGCAACAUCACACCGCAAACAGUCAAGAUUCAUCCAAGACCUUUGCCCAACCUAGUCCCUGGCCCAGAUUUCAAUGCUUCCACACCACCGGCAUUUCAUGAAAGUGAUGUUGCAUAUUUGUACUGGACCAUUUCUGUAGUUGUCUGGGCAUACCUUCGCUCUAGUUUCGUUAUGAGCCACUUCCCAUCCUUGUAUGUUUCUGAUCUUCCGGAUCCACGCAGAGUCAUCUCCCUCGCCCAUAACUAUGUCGCCCGUCGUCGUAAGCCGGAUAUUGCCGUGGUUCAUCACUGCACAGCUUCGUGUGUCUCGGAGUGA
Messenger RNA from Suillus subalutaceus, 924 nucleotides. RefSeq lists its product as uncharacterized. Lineage: Eukaryota; Fungi; Basidiomycota; Agaricomycetes; Boletales; Suillaceae. Bases 1 to 924 code for a protein of 307 amino acids. The record is from RefSeq and is a predicted model, not a curated record. The transcript is spliced from 5 exons.